UGUUGUUUUUCUUCUUUUUAUGCCAGUGGUACAGGGUCACUAUGGAGCGACUUACACUUCUACUAAGAUCUGUGCCUUAAAAGGAUCAACAGUGGACAUAGACUGCAACUACACAUACCCAAACAAAGUACGUGGCCAAGUGGUCACAGUUAGAAGUUUAUUUUGGUUUUCUGGCAAGAGGAGAGGCGUGGAUCUGAAGUUCAUCUCGGAGUAUGCAAGUCGUGUGGAGUUUCAUAAUGAACACAAGUACAGCAGACUGAGAAUCAAAAACCUGAGGAAGACUGACUCGACUGUGUACAUGAUCAGGUGCAUAACAAACAUAAAGGGAGGAAAAUUUAAUGGUAUUCCUGGAGUCUCUUUAACUGUCACAGAUCUGCAGGUGCAUGUGACCAAACUAAACUCAGUCAGGGCAGAGCUGAAUUGUCACAGCAUUUGUAGUCCAGUUGCUCGUCCCUCCUACAUCUGGUACAAGAAUGGACAGAACGUUAAAGAAGGAACUUCUUCUUCAUACACACUCAACAUUUACCCAGAAGACAGCUAUUCCUGUGCUGUAAAAGGACAUGAGGAUUACCGCUCUCCAGCAGUGUAUGCUCCGAAGGUUCCCUCAGUGUUGGUGAGGCCCUCUGGUGAAAUAGUGGAGGGAAGUUCAGUGACUCUGAACUGCAGCAGUGAUGCUAACCCAGCAGCUAAUUAUACCUGGUACAAGAGCAAUGGAAAUCCAGACCAGGAAGCUUUCAGGAUAGGACCACAGCUGCACUUUGUUUCCAUCCAGUCCUCUGACUCUGGAGAGUUUUACUGCACAGUAAAGAAUGAGCUGGGGGAGAAGACAUCUGACUCCACCUCUGUUGAUGUCAAAUAUCCCCCAAAGAGCUCCUCAGUGUUGGCGAGUCCCUCUGGUGAAAUAAUGGAGGGCAGUUUAGUGACUCUGACCUGCAGCAGUGAUGCUAACCCUCCAGUGGACGAAUACACCUGGUACAAGGAGAACCAAACUCUGCUUCAAGGACCAGAGAGAAGUUAUAACUUCACCUCCAUCAGCUCUGAGGACACAGGGACAUACCACUGUCAGUCUGAGAAUCAGCAUGGACAGAUAAACUCUUCAUCUCACUUCAUUGAUGUCCAAUAUGCUCCGAAGGUUCCCUCAGUGUCGGUGAGUCCCUCUGGUGAAAUAGUGGAGGGCAGUUCAGUGACUCUGACCUGCAGCAGUGAUGCUAAUCCAGCAGCUACUUAUACCUGGUACAAGAAGAAUGGAAAUCCAGACCAGGAACCUUUCAGGACAGGACCACAGCUGAACUUUGUUUCCAUCCAGUCCUCUGACUCUGGAGAGUUUUACUGCACAGCGCAGAAUGAGCUGGGGGAGAAGACAUCUGACUCCACCUCUACUGAUGUCAAAUAUGCUCCGAGGGUUCCCUCAGUGUCCGUGAGUCCCUCUGGUGAAAUAGUGGAGGGCAGUUCAGUGACUCUGACCUGCAGCAGUGAUGCUAACCCAGCAGCUACUUAUACCUGGUACAAGAAGAAUGAAGCCUCCCCAGAAGCAUUGGGACAGACCUUCACUAUCACUGACAUCACAUCUGAACACAGUGGAGAAUAUUACUGUGAAGUCCAAAAUAGAAGAGGAUAUCAUAACUCCACCGUACAGUUGAAUGUUUUGGCAGCUGCAGCACAGACACAACAGACAGAGCAGCAGGAUGAGCUUCACUACACCUCCGUCCACUUCUCGAAGAACAAUGAGGAUUGUCUCUACUCCAACGUUAAUAUACCUCAGCCCCAGAGAGAGGAAGAGGAGAAAGUGCAAUAUGCUGCUGUCAACUUUAAACCAGAUAAAACCAACCCUGGGUGA
Molecule: messenger RNA, 1837 nt
Organism: Myripristis murdjan (pinecone soldierfish)
Lineage: Eukaryota; Metazoa; Chordata; Actinopteri; Holocentriformes; Holocentridae
Product: B-cell receptor CD22-like
Exons: 8
Coding region: 20-1837 (605 amino acids)
Source: RefSeq, a predicted model, not a curated record